GGUUAAGGAGCGGGGCGCCUAGCACCUUAUUGGUUGUCUUCUUCAUGGGGUCCCAAACAGCUCUGAGAUUUAGAGUAUUGGGUUACAGUUUCGCAGCAAAAUGGCGACUGUCAUUCAGAAUCCUCUCAAAUCGCUCGGUGACCAGUUCUACCGGGAGGCCAUAGAACACUGUCGCAGCUACAACGCACGUCUGUGUGCCGAGCGUUCGGUCCGCAUGCCCUUCCUGGACAACCAGACUGGCGUGGCCCAGAACAACUGCUACAUCUGGAUGGAACAGCGCCACCGCGAGCCAGGUGUGGCUGCUGGACAGAUGUAUACGUACCCUGCACGGUGCUGGAGGAAGAAGAGGCGGCUCCACCCCCCUAUGGACCCUCAGCUACAACUCUGUGAACUACGACUGGAGGCAGAGCUGGCCCCGAAGAAGGAGCCCUCCCCAGGAGAGGCCACAGCUCUGGAGACCCUGCUCAGAGGGGAGGGGCUACUGGAGAAGAAGAAAGACAUCAUCAAGGAGGACGAGACCCUUCUAGAGAUACAGAGGGUCCUGGAAGCAGAUGAGAAUGGGGACGGUUUCCAUGACGACGAGGACUUUGAAGUGGACACUCCGAAGAGGAAGCAGAGGAAAGGAAGGGGCAGAGGGUCCAGUCGCAGGAGGACAGAAGCUGCUACCAACGAUGAUGUGGAUAAACCUUACGUCUGUGACAACAGAAACAAACAAAAGCAUAAGUCAAACACUGCCGACUCAGUCUGUGGCAAACGCUACAAGAACCGCCCAGGUCUGAGUUACCACUACGCCCACACACACCUGGCUGAGGAGGAAGGGGAGGAGGAGAGGGAGGAAGAGAUGCCACCGACCCCGCCACCACACCGACCAGACCCAGACCCAGACAACCACAAACCUCAGAGGGCGGCAGAUGGCUCCAUCAUCCCUAACGACUACUGUGACUUCUGUCUGGGAGACUCUGACUCUAACAGGAAGACUGGCCAGGCUGAGGAGCUGGUGUCCUGCUCUGACUGCGGCCGCUCCGGCCACCCUACCUGUCUGCAGUUCACAGACAACAUGAUGAUGGCGGUGAAGACCUACCAGUGGCAGUGCAUCGAGUGCAAGUCCUGCAGCCUCUGCGGCACCUCAGAGAACGACGACCAGCUGUUGUUCUGUGACGACUGUGACAGAGGAUACCACAUGUACUGUCUGAAGCCCCCCAUGACCAAACCUCCUGAAGGGAGCUGGAGCUGUCACCUGUGUUUGGAACUGUUGAAGGACAAGGCCUCAGCCUAUGAAGAGCCAUAGCAUCACACACACCAUAAUGCAUUUACAGGCUCAGGGCGUAACGUUCAGUCUCACCUCAUUCACUUUCUCAGUUUCUUGUGUGAGGAGAAAGUGCUACCCUCUACCUCUGAAAUGGAAACACAACCCUACAGAUGCAACACUUCUACAACAUGCAAUCCUUAUCUGCCAAUCAGUUCUCUACCUCACAACUUCACAACCAACCACAGACAGAACCCAACAGGCAAACAGGCAAAACAUUCCACCAGUGAUUUACCAGGUAUCACGUGAGGUCAUAAUUAAGCGACAUAGAUCAGGACCCCUUUUGAACCAAAAUGUCAUUCUGUGCUAUAAAAAAAAUAAUACAUUUUUAAAAACUCCACAAAGAAUAGUAAAUAGUUUAAAUAGUAAUCUUGUUCCACAGUGUUUGACACUGCUGUUGUACCAUGUAGUCUCAUCUGACUGUUAGCUAAACUAGAGAUGUUUGUCUUAGCUGAGAUCAACAACAAAAAACACUUAUGUGCCUGACAAGGAGAGUUUGUGUCUGUUUGACAAACAUUUGAUUUCGUCCUUGUUUAGAUUUCACAGUGACGUUUUUUCAUAUUUGGCACCAAGAAAUAUUAAAUAUUUGAAAUAACAUUACUCACAGGACUUGUCUAACAUCAUUUUAUCAAGGUGUAACGUAAACCCCUUUAGGGGGUUGUUGCAGCCACUAUUUUAUAUUUCAGUUAGGAUCUUAGCAAGGUUUUUUUUAUUUUUUUUUAUCCCAGUUUGUGGUUACUAGGAUACUAAGUACCCAAUGACAACGAUCUAAACAGUUAUUCAUUUAAAACUGAUCAAAAUGUCUGGUUGUUGUUGCUGUGGACGGAUGCUUUGUUUGAUAGAGAAAGCAAUGCAAUCGUGCUCCACUUCAGAGUCCGCUAUCUAAAUCACGUUACCAUACAAGAGGACUUCAGAGUCCGCUAUCUAAAUCACAUUACCAUACAAGAGGACUUCAGAGUCCGCUAUCUAAAUCACGUUACCAUACAAGAGGACUUCAGAGUCCGCUAUCUAAAUCACGUUACCAUACAAGAGGACUUCAGAGUCCGCUAUCUAAAUCACGUUACCAUACAAGAGGACUUCAGAGUCCGCUAUCUAAAUCACGUUACCAUACAAGAGGACUUCAGAGUCCGCUAUCUAAAUCACAUUACCAUACAAGAGGACUUCAGAGUCCGCUAUCUAAAUCACGUUACCAUACAAGAGGUUUUGUCGUUUAAAUAACUUUGUUGUUAUUGGGAAGAUUGAUGUAGGACAUUGGGACAAUGAUAGGACUGCAUCCAUAGACCAUAGAGAGACAUAUUCACAUAGAGACACAAUCCAUUCACACUGGGUCACAAACAUACACAAAACACAUCAAACCUCGUAGCUCUACCACCACGUUUCAGUCGGUGAAUGGUACAAGGCGAUCGUUUCGACUGGCGCGUAGGAUACCUCGCAUUGUCCGCGUUAAUCACGCGCCCGUUGUUUUUUUUGUACAUUUGAAUCUUUAUGUUUUUAGUAAAUGUCAACUUGUUUUAUAGGCCUCCCCUUCCACUUUGUAUAUCAUUCAAAACUUUUAAUGUAAAACUUUCCAACAUUCUUAUAUAACGAUUCACGUUCUUCCACGUGAACAUGGUGGCGAUAGAUCGCACUGAACACGGUCAUUAUAGAUUACAUUACAGGACUAUUGGAUAGAUUUUAAAGAACACGGAAACACAAUCCUGAAACAGUGGUAGAAGACCUGAAAUUGUUUUUUAGCGAUGUUGUUUAAAAAAAAUAAUAAUAUUUUUUUUUUUUUAAACGUAUUUAAUGCUAAAAAUGAAUGACGACGUCAUGACUGGAAAUGCUAUUUUCUUAUUUUGGUUUGCGCUUUUGUGUUUUGAUAUUGUUUCUCUCCUCAGACAAUCAUGAAGUAGACUAGAUACUGCAUAUUGCUCGAGUACCCAAAGGGUUCCCUAUUCCCUCUAUAGUGCACUACUUUUGGGCCCUUGUUAACAAUAGUGCACUAAUAUAAGGAAUAAGAUGCCAUUUUGAGACGCAUACAUGAUGUUAAUUAACAUCUAAAUGGUUACCUUGGUUUCACCCCCCCCCCCAACCCCUGUUUUAACAACUUCCUGUUUAUAUCACCAUGCCAACUUCACACUCUUGAGAAAUAUGUGUGUCAAUAUAAUUUUGUUUUAUAUUGGAGACCAUCAAUUAUAUAUGGAUACUAUUUUGUGUCGGUUUUGGGUACAUUGUUAAACGUUUGUAUGUAUGUUUUUAGUUUUUUUUGUGUUGAAAUAAAGAUUUAGUCCUUGGUUAUA
Molecule: messenger RNA, 3585 nt
Organism: Oncorhynchus gorbuscha (pink salmon)
Lineage: Eukaryota; Metazoa; Chordata; Actinopteri; Salmoniformes; Salmonidae
Product: zinc finger protein DPF3
Exons: 12
Coding region: 101-1288 (395 amino acids)
Biological process (GO): nervous system development
Cellular component (GO): nBAF complex
Source: RefSeq, a predicted model, not a curated record